AUGGCCUUUGGGUGUGAGCAAACAACACUAUCUGGACAGAAAUCAGCAACACCUCCGAAUCGCAAAAAGAAAACCACAGCAAGACUGUUCACACCAGUCAAGAAGAUAAAAACAGGUGUGACUCAACGGAUCUCCUUAGGUCCUAGACCUCAGCGAAUUGUCAAGCCAACAGCUAUCGUCCCGUUGAAAGUCAGAGGACUCCAGAGCCACAAAGAAAUUGAGAUUCAACGUUUCUCAUCGAAUUCGAACGCUACAGCUGUCCUUCUAGAAAAGGCCGGCCCACACGAAGGCUUCGAAGAAGCGAACGGACGAUCAGCUAAAAUGGGUCGAUCAAGGUAUACCACAGCAAAAUUCCGUCAACAGGCCCGGCCUCGCCGAGAAGCGCAAGCAGUAUUGCCCGCGAUCGUAGUCGAGGUCAAACAACAGUCUUGCGAAGAUGUUGACAUGACCGACAUCUCCAACCUUUUGGACAUCACAGCUGCCAGUACCAAAAACAAACCUCAAAUCUAUCACGAAAGUCCGCAAAAUGUCAACAUGCUUGACAGCUUCUCAAGUGCAAGAAAGAGUGCUGGCGACCGAUCGAAGCGGAACGUUCACUUCACAAACACCGACCAAAUCCAACCUUUCGAUAAAAUCCACAAGCCAAAAGACGUCAAGUUGCUACAGGCAUCAACCCAAGCCACGUCAGAAAGGUUAUCUUUCCUCCGCAACCCCAAGAUGUACGACUCCGACAUCCGUCUGCAGGUGUGUGGCUCGAAGCUGAAAAGGCCGGUGCUUCUCAACCUUGCAGGGACAAAAAAUAUGGAUGCUUUGUGGAAGGACGUACAACUGCUGCGAAAAAUUACAACACGUCCUCAGCAAGUGCUGUUCCGGCUGGAAGAGGAGAGCAAGCCCAUGGGCUACGACACGAUGGAAGAUGAGAAACGCCAUAAAUUUGGCACCAGAGCUGACACACAGUUUCCUGCGUUCAUAACAAGAUGUCAGGAGGCUGCAAGGGCGAAGGUAAUGGCUUCUGAAGAGACGGACAGUGGCAUGGGUGCCAGAGUCCGUGGAAGUGGAGGUGUGAGACGUAGCCGGCGCCUCAUGGGUAGCGGUGUUGUGGGUGUCAUUGAGCUAGUCUGGAAGGAAUAG
Cyphellophora europaea CBS 101466 is the source of this 1131-nucleotide messenger RNA. RefSeq lists its product as uncharacterized. Lineage: Eukaryota; Fungi; Ascomycota; Eurotiomycetes; Chaetothyriales; Cyphellophoraceae. The record is from RefSeq and is a predicted model, not a curated record. Bases 1 to 1131 code for a protein of 376 amino acids. The transcript has a single exon.